This is a messenger RNA of Salvia splendens (bonfire salvia), 684 nucleotides long. RefSeq lists its product as uncharacterized. The record is from RefSeq and is a predicted model, not a curated record. NCBI's taxonomy places the organism in Eukaryota, Viridiplantae, Streptophyta, Magnoliopsida, Lamiales, Lamiaceae. The transcript has a single exon. The coding region runs from base 1 to 639 and encodes 212 amino acids.
AUGAAGCUAGUUUGGUCUCCGGAAACAGCAUCCAAGGCUUAUAUUGAUACCGUAAAAUCGAUUAGCACGAUGCAGUGUGAGGUUUCCCAUGAAUCGAGCCUGGCGGAACUCAUUUCCGCCAUGGCGGCCGGAUGGAACGCGAAAGUAGUCGUGGAGACAUGGUCGCGGGGAGGCGUUGUUGAGACGAGCAUUGGCCUCGCCGUGGCGACUCAUCACAGCGGGGGCAGGCAUAUUUGUGUAGUCCCUGAUAAGGAGUCGAUGGCGGAGUACAAAGACGCCAUGGUUCAGUCGGGACGCGUGGCUGAUGAGGUUAUAGUUGAGGGGGCAAUGGAGGGAUUGGAAGGGAUUGAUUUUCUAGUUGUUGAUUGCAGGAGGGAUGAGUUUGCGAGGAUGAUUAGGGCUGCUAAAUUUGGAGAGAGGGGAGCUGUUUUGAUAUGCAAGAACGCUACCUCCGACCUCAGCUGGCGGGGUGUGCUCCGGAGGGAGUCGAGGGUCAUGCGGUCGGUGUUUCUGCCGAUCGGGGACGGUGUCGGCAUCGCUCAUGUGGGUGGGACCUCAGCCGGAACAAAGCGUCGAAGUAGGUGGAUCAAAGGUAUCGAUCAGAAAUCAGGGGAGGAAGUUAUCUUUCGGAAUUUAUGAUUUGUAUGCAUAAAAUGUUAUUAUGGGAUUUAAAUGGACGAUUGU